UACAUAUAACAGUGUACCAAUAAAAGGACAUUUUAAUUUGAUUGAAAUUGUGUUUCUUGCUGAAAUUGUGUAUAGUUUUAGCACUUAGAGCUAAAACUAAUUGUGUAUAGUUUUAGCUCUUAAUUAUUUCCUAUUUUUCUUAGUAGAUCUUGUUGCUAGCAACUACCAACAAUCACUAGCUGAUGAAGUUCUUAAUGCUGAGAUGCCAGGUUUUGCUACAGCCCACUGUGUCCAGUACCACAAGUUGCAGAAUCCACAGCGACAAAGUACAAGUAUUGGGUUGUCUGGAUGCAGCUCAAGGCAGUAUAACCAUCGCCCUGGUCUCUCACAAUGUGCACAAAAUAGGCUGCCAUUGGAUAUAUCACAGACAAACUCCGACCAGAAUGAUGUAUUGGAUUCAGCGCCUAAUCAAGGUUUCGAAGAUGCAACCACACAAAGGGCCAGCAAUAAUGGGCAGCUUUUGAGAGACCUCGCUAUCCAUAAGAUGACAUCGAUGCUUGCUGAAGCUCUUGUGAUUGUGAAGGAUCUAUCCAGAGAUGUCCAAUUCAUUAAGAACAAUUUGGCUCAGAGUAACAUUACACCAGGUAGCACACAAGGACCAGCAAACCUUGUACUCCCCUUCCAGCUGCCAAUUGAAAGUGAAGAAGAUUUCAGUAAAGCGGAGUCAUUACUGAUUGAAGAGACAGUGCGUCAAAAGAUGAUUGCUCGACUGGCUCUAGUAGGAGGCACCAAUUCAGCCAACAUGAUAAGAAGAAUGUUGACAACUUGUAUGAGAAAUGCCCUGGCAAGUCAGUUCAACUGGGCUGGGAAGAAACAUAGGCAUUCCCAGAGUAAAAAGCCAUUCAAGGACACAAUCCUGCAAGAGUGCAUAUUAGUUGCUGCUCGUCAAUUCGAACCAGGCCUAACUGAUCAAAAUUACAGCGAAACAGUAAAGAAAUGGUUUCGCUAUGCACCAGACCGGGAGGGAGGCAUUGAAAGGCAACCAAAGGGACGGCCAGAAGACUGAAAUUAAAUAAAAUAUUUAAGCAAUGCCA
Molecule: messenger RNA, 1034 nt
Organism: Xiphophorus hellerii (green swordtail)
Lineage: Eukaryota; Metazoa; Chordata; Actinopteri; Cyprinodontiformes; Poeciliidae
Exons: 8
Coding region: 203-1006 (267 amino acids)
Source: RefSeq, a predicted model, not a curated record